Mytilus trossulus (common blue mussel) is the source of this 2575-nucleotide messenger RNA. RefSeq lists its product as uncharacterized. The transcript has 2 exons. Bases 166 to 2325 code for a protein of 719 amino acids. Lineage: Eukaryota; Metazoa; Mollusca; Bivalvia; Mytilida; Mytilidae. The record is from RefSeq and is a predicted model, not a curated record.
GUUUGAUAGGAUGUUUGAUUUCUAAAUCACGUCCUUGUACCUGGGUGUGUAUGUACUAGCACUAUAGUGUUGUAACACGUGUUUGUGGUGUGACAUUGGUGUUAUUGAAGAAGUUGGAUGUUCAUGCAACAGGAAAAUUGUUUAUAAAACCUUAAUCCACCAAAAAUGAUUCCAGUGAGGUGGUCUUCAAAUACAUUUCGGAAAAUUGCGAAAACAGUAUGGAUUCCGUAUACUAUGUGUGGAUUUCUCUUGCUCUAUUUAACAUAUUCUCCCAGAAAUUAUAUACAGAUAUUUCAGCGUCAAGAAACUAAAUUAGACAAUCAUAAUGGAGUUAUUACACAAACCGAAACUCCGUCCGACGAAGCACGUGAUCAUAUCGUGAUGGGAAUAUUAAGUGCAAAUGGAAAACAACGUUUUCGAGACACUCAAAGAAAAACUUGGAUAAAAGCAAUGCUUCGUAUGCAACAUAUAUUGCCAUUUAAAAUAACUUAUAAAUUUUUACUAGACGAGCCAUCUUCUGAGACAAUUGCUGAAAAUACAUUAAAUCAUGACAUUGUAUAUUUGAAUGUGACUAAUCAUGGACGAGCGGUAAAAUUUGGGGAAAAGAUGUACAUAUGGUGGAAAUAUAUUCAUACAGUAUAUCCUGAUGCUCUCCUUGGGGCUAGAAUAGAUGACGAUGCAUUUUUGUGUGUUCCACAGGUAUUCUAUAGACUAGAUAGUAUUAAGUCGAGUAAUCUAUACUAUGGCUGGAGGCAUGGAAAAUCAAGACAAAUAAAUAGGGACAACAGAGUAGACGAAAUGUUUCUAUUUUUAGGACGUGAACUCAUGUCUCUUAUUUCGAAAAGAAAUUACUGUGGUCUGGCUAAAUGCAAAAAUAAAGAUGACUUAAUUGACACAGACUCUGGGGGUACUUCCCUUGCAGAAUGGCUGUCUAUAUACAGUGAUAAGGUUGAUUUUAUUUCGGAUAACGACAGAAUAGUACAUUUCGGUAAAAUUUCUCACGCUAUUAACAAAAAAUAUUUGAAACCUGGUUUUUGUCACAAAAAGUUGGUUUUUCACAAAUCGACGUAUGAAAUAAUAGAACUUCUACAAUUAUACAACGAUUUUGCAUUUAUGGAGAAAAGCAAAGUUGAACAAUCAAUUAGAAGUGAUGUUUUUGAACGAACCAUAAUUAGUGGUGUGUCUGGGUCUAUAUUUUCUGGAAACGUGGUAAGAAAAGUCCCCCAAAUUAGCAUCGAGAUGAAGACCACACUAUUUUCAAAUGCAAGAGACUCUAAAAUCUGUGAUAAUUGGGCUGUGGUGACUACCAUUCACCAGCCAUCUAACUCGGUACGAAAUAUAGCCAAAAAAAUCUCUUGGUGUGUCGUAAUUGUAGCAGAUUUGACGACGCCAUCGGAAGACGCUUAUUUGAAAAGUAUUGUAAAUGACGAAAAUAAAAAUAGAGUAAUAUACUUAUCGAUUAACAGACAACAAACUUUAUACCCGUUAUUAUCAGAGGUUAUCCCAGUAAAACAUUUUGGGAGGAAAAAUAUCGGAUACAUGUACGCUAUUCACCACAAAGCAAAGUAUAUUUGGGACUUUGACGACGACAACAAUGGAGUAUUUGAUUUAAUCGAGAUUGAAAGAUUAACAAAAGGAGAAUCAGUCACAGUUUGUAAUGAAAAUGAAAGUAAAUUAUUCAAUCCAUAUCCUUAUUUUGGAGUACCAGAAACACGUGUAUGGCCAAGAGGUUUCCCCUUGGAGUCAAUCAAAGAUAACAAAACGAUACCACAGAUAUGCGAGACAAAGGUUUCCGUUCAAGUUGGUGCGAUACAGUGUCUUGCUAACGAACAACCGGAUGUUGAUUCUAUUUAUAGAUUAACCCGAAAUGUGCCAUUUAACUUUUCAGCAACAAAAGAAACACAUAAGCCAUUUGUUGUUCCAAAACAAACAUUUUCCCCCUUCAAUGCGCAAGCCACGUUGUGGACGUCGUCAGCAUUCAAAUAUAUGGCGUUACCGAUAAGUAUAAAUGGACGUGUGAGCGACAUAUGGAGAAGUUAUAUAGCACAAUAUUUUUUUUAUCGGUAUGACUUAAGACUAGCCUUUUCUGUGCCAUAUGUUGUACAAGAGAGAAAUAUUCAUUCUAUUUCUGCAGAUUUUAAUGCAGAGCUUGAUAUUUACGAAAAAGUGGGUGCUCUUUUGAAUCUUAUGAUGUAUAUGAAAGAUGAUAAUCUUGUUUCCGUUUAUGAAAAUCUUUAUAGUAGAAAUUUUAUUGAAAAAAGUGACCUCACUUUUAUAAAAGUAUGGCUGAAAACAUUUUUAAAUGUUACUGACAGUAAUGUAUGACUGAAUAAAUCGAUGUGUAGUACAUUGAAAUUCAAUUUAAUAAAUAAAAGAAGUAUGCCACCAUUACAGUGUUAGAUAAGAAGUAUGCCACCAUUACAAUGUUAUAUAAGAAAUAUGCCACUAUUUUAUAUUCCUUGCAAAACGUUUUGUUAAUUAUUGUUUGGUCGUUAUUACACGAAAUUAUCUGGUCAUUUUAUUGAUAAUACUCCGCAAUUCAAUGUGAUGGAGAGCUCUCCCAUUAGCACUCAGA